Molecule: messenger RNA, 1420 nt
Organism: Octodon degus (degu)
Lineage: Eukaryota; Metazoa; Chordata; Mammalia; Rodentia; Octodontidae
Gene: Hao2
Product: hydroxyacid oxidase 2
Exons: 8
Coding region: 135-1205 (356 amino acids)
Molecular function (GO): FMN binding; oxidoreductase activity
Source: RefSeq, a predicted model, not a curated record
UUUUUUAUUUCUAUUUGUGAGCAGUGAUUUACUAUUUCCUACCACAUCCAAAAGGCAGCCAAGAUUUGUGUAUUUGCUUGUAAACAGCACAGUUCUUCAGCUCUGGAAGACCUUGGAGUCAAUCAGGUCCAGAAAUGUCCUUGGUGUGUUUGACAGACUUUCAGGUGCUUGCUCGGCAGAAGCUGUCUAAGAUUAUUUGGGAUUUUAUCGAAGGUGGUGCUGAUGAAGAGAUCACGCGGGAUGACAACGUUGCAGCAUUUAAAAGAAUCCGCCUCCGUCCACGGUAUCUGAGAGAUAUGUCAGAGGUGGACAUCAGAACCACAAUCCAAGGGGAAGAGAUAAGCGCCCCCAUCUGCAUCGCACCCACAGCUAUGCACUGCUACAUCUGGCCUGAUGGAGAAAUGAGCACAGCCAGAGCUGCCCAAGCAGCAAACAUCUGCUUCAUCACCAGCACAUUCGCCAGCUGUACCCUCGAAGACAUUGUUGCUACAGCACCAAGAGGUCUCCGGUGGCUCCAGCUCUAUGUGCAGUUAGACUGGGAGAUAAACAAAUAUAUAGUUAGGAGGGCAGAAUCCCUGGGUUUCAAAGCUUUGGUAAUCACUGUGGAUGUACCCAUUACUGGCAAAAGGCGAAAUGACAUGCGAAACCACUUGGAUUUGCAGAAGAAGAUGAAGAUAAAGUAUCCUGGGUCACCAGAAGAGAAAAAUUUCACAUCUGAAGCACAGCCUACACACUUCAAUGCAUCCUUCUGCUGGGAUCAUCUCUCCAGGAUGCAAAGCAUCACUAAAUUGCCUAUCAUCCUUAAAGGGAUUCUGACAAAAGAGGAUGCAGAGCUGGCAGUGAAACACAAGGUCCAAGGCAUCAUCGUAUCCAACCAUGGUGGGAGGCAGCUUGAUGAGGUUCCCUCUUCAAUUGAUGCUUUGGUGGAAGUGGUGACUGCUGUAAAAGGGAAAAUUGAAGUGUACAUGGAUGGUGGGGUUCGAACUGGCAAUGAUGUGUUGAAAGCUCUGGCUCUAGGAGCUAAGUGCAUUUUUCUUGGGCGACCAGUCCUGUGGGGUCUUGCUUGCAAGGGUGAACAUGGUGUUGAGGAAGUUUUGAAUAUUUUAAAAACUGAGUUCCACAGUUCCAUGACCCUUAUAGGCUGCAGGUCGGUUGCUGAGAUCAAUCGGGACCUGAUCCAGCUCUCCAAGCUGUCACUACUAUGAUUGUCCACUACUAUUUUCCUAUCAUCUUUCAGAUGUUGUUUCUUUCUGUAAACUUCUUUUCUGGAAUAAAAAAAAUGAUAGGUAAACUGAGAUUGCAAAAGUUAGUAGAUUAUUUGUGUGUAUCCUAAAUAUCCCUAUGAAGUAACCAUGGGUUUUGGAUUCUGGAAAGAAAAGCUAUACAUAUACAAUCUUACACAAUAAAAAUUGCUCUCAUA